AUGGCGCCUGUUCUGGGAAACCUGUUGGUGCUGGCUGUGCUUACAACUGUGCAGCAGCUAGCGGCUGAGCCAGAUGCAGUGAGUGAUCCUCUUCUCAGCGACUCAGAAUGCGAACAGGAACAUUGCGCGCUCAAUGCCCUUCAGUUGCAGGGAGCAGCGGUGGAGCGCACUGAAGAGUCGGGCGGAGCAAACGCCUCCGCAGAGUUCAACUUGUACGGCUAUCAUCACUGGUCUACCACAACAAUGUAUGGAGAUGCGCCCCAUGCAGCCUGUGGAGGAAUCAAUACGGCGGAGCUCAUCAGGGGCACGCAUUACUACAACGUUGCAUCGGCACAGGCUAUGUGGCGUGACUGCGGUGGCACAGGGAGUUGCUGGUGCGGCCAAAGCGGUGGAGGUGGCGGUACGGUCGGAAUGGGUUGCUUCACCUGCGCCAAAGGCCGCUUCCUGCACUCAGCCUAUGGAACACGAGGCAGAGCUUUGUGGGCAUUGAAUCAGGAGACCAGCGAGAGCACCAGCGCCAGCACAUCCAACACGACCUCCCCUUUUGCCUCUGAGGAAAUUACCCUCAUCGUUGGCGACCUCUGCCCACAUGCGGGCAACGAAGAUUGGUGCCCAAAAGCCGCGGGAAGGCGGAACACGUAUGGAUCGUUUCACCACCUCGACUUUUCCCACUAUCCGCCAAGCAUUGACACCCGCCACUCAGUGCCCAAUCUCAAUUUUGUGUUCAACAUCAUCGAAUGCCCACAUGAUCUUUGGGAGCGUCAGCGCCGUCAGUCCAGAUGCAGGUAA
Symbiodinium pilosum is the source of this 789-nucleotide messenger RNA. NCBI's taxonomy places the organism in Eukaryota, Dinophyceae, Suessiales, Symbiodiniaceae. The record is from the annotation of a GenBank genome assembly.